Molecule: messenger RNA, 684 nt
Organism: Malassezia sympodialis ATCC 42132
Lineage: Eukaryota; Fungi; Basidiomycota; Malasseziomycetes; Malasseziales; Malasseziaceae
Exons: 3
Coding region: 1-684 (227 amino acids)
Cellular component (GO): nucleus
Source: RefSeq, a predicted model, not a curated record
AUGCCGGAGCAUUGGCUAAUGAAAGCGGAGCCGUUAACGCGGAUCGUCAAGGGGGUUGAUGUGGCAUUUAGUGUGGACCGUUUUGAGAAGUUAAAGCGCUCCUCAUGGGAAGGAGUCAGGAACUAUCAAGCACGAAAUUUUUUGCGCGAUCAAAUGAAGAAAGGCCAGCAUGUGCUGUUUUAUCAUAGUAGCUGCAAGCUACCAGGGAUCUAUGUACUACUCUCUGACACUUGGAUCCAACGUGAAGGAUACCCAGAUCACACAGCUUGGGAUCCCAAGCAUCCCUAUUAUGACGCUAAAUCGGACCCUGAAAACCCACGCUGGUUUAUGGUUGAUGUGGAAUUUGUGCGGCGGCUUCCGCACAUGGUGCCACUUGCUCUACUUCAGCACCUUGCCAGCAGCGACGUAACUGAAUCACAGCGCAAAGAUGUGCACUACCUAGAUGAUAAACACAUUGAAUCCCUCCGCGGAAUGGCGCUCCUUAAUCGCUCCCGCUUGAGCGUUCAGAAACUACUGAUCAGGAAGCCCGUCGAUGCGAUCGCGUAUGAAGCAAUUUGCCUUUUAGGGGAAAGGGGUGGCUUCGAGCAAUGGCCUGGAAAAUGGAAUAGCCCAUCUCCAUCUAUUUCUGACGAAGGAGCCCAAGUCGUCAAGUCCCCGCGCGAACAGAAACGAAGGCGAAAGUAG